UUUGUUUGCUAGAAUGUUCCACUGCUUAGCCAGGCAUGCUCAAAUAUCAGGUGAAUAAUGUUUGUUGAGUGACAGGAUGGUGGAGUAGGAGCAGACAAGCCUGCUAUCACUUCGGCAUCUGCCCCAGGUGAUUUCACUGGGUCUCAUGCUCUUCCUCUUUUUAGUCUCAGUUUAUUCAUCUGUAAACUGAGGGGGUGGCCUCAGGUAGUUUGAUUUCCCUUCACAUGUAAGCAGUCUCAAAGUCUACAUGACUUCUCAGGCCUGGGGUCUGAAUUAAAAAUCAAGAUCCUUGUUUAAACUUUUAAAAAGUAUUCUAGCAGAGAACUAGAAAAAGUAUUCUAGUAUUUGAGCCCACCAAUAUCUCUAUAAUCUAUUUAAGUUAGUGGAUCGAAUCCAGCAAAAAAGAAAGAUAGUCUGACUGGAUAAUUUGACUUUCAAAGACAUUUCCCAAUCUUCUUAUGUAAAGGUGUGGCAGAAAGAUAAAGAAUGGAAUUCUGGGAAAAAGUUGUCUUCAUCCAUAGAAACCUUUAGAGGAAGAAUUGGUGACAGACCCUGGGAGCAGCUGGGAACCUGCCACCUCACUUGCUGGCCAUACCGCCAUGCAUUCUUGGGUAGCCAUCUCAAGCUUCAUACUGCUUCUGACAGAUGCUGUAGUUUCUGAUGCACAAGUGAGUGGAGUGGUGGGUCAGCCUGUCACACUGCCCUGCACCUACUCAACAGCUAAUGGAGUCACAACCAUGUGCUGGGGCCGAGGCACAUGUCCUAGUAAUCUAUGCUCAGACGAACUUGUCUGGACUGAUGGAACCCAUGUCACCUUUCAGAAGCACACACGUUAUAAGCUGGAGGGAGACCUUUUGGAAGGGAAUGUGUCUUUGACCAUAGAGAAUGCAGCCCAGGCUGACAGUGGCCAGUAUUGUUGCCGUGUUGAGCACCGAGGGUGGUUUAAUGAUAUGAAACGCACCUUAUCAUUGGAGAUAAAGCCAGCUGAGGUCACCCGUGUUCCAACAUCACCUAGGGUUUUUACCUCUGCUCCUCCAAUGCCUGCACCCACACAGAGCCUCCAACCAGUUGCCACUUCAUCUUCACCAGUGCAGACAGCAGAAACCCAGCCUACCACACUGCAGGGAACAAGGACUCUGCAACCUACCAAUUCACCACUGUUCUCUUGUCCAACAGAUGGCAGUGGCACUGUGACACAGUCUUCAGAUGGCCUUUGGCAUAGCAAUCAAACUCACGUGUCCUUGGCACAAAAUCCAUGGAUGAUCACCAGUAAGGGACUCUACAUUGGAAUUUGUAUUCCUGCUGUGGUAUUGCUCAUUUUUUUGGUUGCCAUAAUCACCAAAAAAUAUUUAUGCAUGAGAAACAAGCUGGAGCAACUAAACAUGGUUUCAUUGAAUGACCCUCAGAUUGGAGCUUUGCAAGGUACGGCUGAAGUGCGUGUCCGAGCAGAAGACAAUAUCUACAUUAUUGAGGACAAUGUUUACGUCAUGGAGUAAGACAUGGAAUGGCCCUGUAAGGCCUUAUGCCCUUGACUGUGGAACAGUGACCAGCUAUCACCAUGUCAGAGGCCUUUGAAGCUCCAGAAUGAUUUUUCUGUCGAUUUCACAUGCAUUCGAACACACCAACGAUGUUGAGUAGAGUGACUCUAGCUCAACUGUGUACAGUCAACCUCACUUGGUAAUACAGUCUUAAUUUUUUGUACUAAA
Molecule: messenger RNA, 1706 nt
Organism: Manis pentadactyla (Chinese pangolin)
Lineage: Eukaryota; Metazoa; Chordata; Mammalia; Pholidota; Manidae
Gene: HAVCR1
Product: hepatitis A virus cellular receptor 1
Exons: 9
Coding region: 600-1496 (298 amino acids)
Biological process (GO): phagocytosis, engulfment; positive regulation of mast cell activation
Cellular component (GO): cell surface
Molecular function (GO): virus receptor activity; phosphatidylserine binding
Source: RefSeq, a predicted model, not a curated record